AUUAUUUCCCUUAGGUACUCAAAGCACGUAGUAACAUUGACGGAAUUGUCACCUCCAUAUUCGCCCCUUACGUCGUACCUCGCGUACCUUCCUUUCCGUUUUUCGCGCGUUUCGUCUAACCAUCGUGCCGUGAAACGAAGCAAGCAGAAGAGUGCUCCGAAAGAACGUAGUCGCGAGCCGCAGAACGAGAGAAAAUCGAAAAUGGAGCUGGAAGAGAGAGAGGCGAAAGUGUGCAGGCUGUGCGGCCAGUUUGAAAGGCUCUACAUCGAUGUGUUCGGCGAAGAGGGCAUGAGACGCUACCUGAGCGUCAAGAUCCACUCAAAGAUCAACAUAAUGAUAGAUGAAAGGGAUCCUCUGCCCAAGGCGAUCUGUGUUCAGUGUCUGGGCAAGCUUGAAUUCGUCUGCGACUUUCAAGAGGAGUGUCUACGCACCCAACAUGAGUUACGCGAUCGAUACAAUCUACCGCCCUUAACAGAGCUUAUGGAGAUAAAAAACGAAGAUACGCCACCGACCAGAUCUGCGGAUAAUAACAACAGUAUUGAAAAAAAUCUUAAUUCUACUAGCGGCGAGGACUCCGAGCAGCAACAACAGCAACAACGAGUUCUCAGGAGAAGUCUUCGUAGCCAACAACAAUCUCUUAAGUCUGUAAACGACGAAAUUAGUAUAGAAGAGAAUUCACAGAGUAGCCAAAGUAUACAAAGCACAGAAUUGACGCCAACUCGUUGGCUAAGACGUCGGCACAACGUGGACUCUACAACGUCGUCCGUAACCAACAAUAAUGAGCGGGACGAAGAGAUCCCAAUCGCGAGCAGGUUAAGGAGUCACAAUAAUAACGCGGACAAUAGUAACCAAGCCAAUGCUUCUUCUUUGAGUGUUAGCAACAGCGAUAACGAAAGCGCUGUGGAAAAGCAGCAUUCGAUACAAGAUUCAGCCGAGGGAUCCACGAUUCAGUUGCCGACGUCGGCGUUGAAUAAAUUGUUAACUCUCGUCUCCGGCGCUCCCGAUAUCGAGGUGUCAGUAAACGAGUCGCGAAAUCGCGGCGACGUCGCCGGCGGCGGUAACAGCAACAACAAUAGUAACAACAACAGUAACAGUAGCAGCAAUGACGCUGAAGACAUUAGCUUCACCGUAGAGCUUUGCAGAAAAUCGACUGAGGAUGACCCACUACCGGAGUUGAAAGUGCGCGCACGAGUGUUUCCCGACCAAGGUUCCUGCUUGGUCGACGCUGCAAUUGUGGAUUUGCUGCAGAAUUCUCAAGGCACCACCGGGGAAGUAAACGGUAUCGUCAACAGUAUUCUCAGUAGCACAGGGAAGAAUAACGGCAUCGCGACGUCGAAGCUGAAGGACCUGGCGAAGCUGGAGGAAAUGACAGAAGCCAUGCAAAAACCCGAAGAACUCUUUCGCAUUGACGGUGAAGAGAUCAAGGUGGACGACAACGUGGAACAUGUGACGAACGAUGGCCAGAACGGCUACGCGUGCAAACUCUGUCGCAAGUUCUACGAGCGGCGAGAUAAGUGCACGGUACACGUGAAAACACAUCUCGGUAUCAAACAGUACACUUGUGUCAUCUGUAACGCUAAAUUCGUCUGUAAAUCGGACGUGAUGAAACAUAUCCGUUGCUCGCACACCAAUCCACGGCCCAUACAGUGUCCCAAGUGUCCAAAACGUUUCAAGUCCAAGUUCUACCUGACCGAACACGAUAAUGUUCACAAAGGCGUACGACCGUACAGCUGCACUGAUUGCGGACAGAGCUACCAUCAUAAAGUAUCGCUGCAGAUUCAUAUGAAAUCGCAUCUACCGCCGCAAAAUCUCGCUUGCGAAUACUGCGGCAAGGUGUUCCCAUAUCGCACGCGACUACUCAGUCAUAUCGCCAGCGUGCACAUGAAAAAACGCCGUAACUUCCGCUGCCGCUUCUGCUAUAAUCUGUACUCCAGUCUGUCGGUAUUAAACGAGCACGUCAAGACUCGUCAUUCUACCACGCACAUUUGUGGCAUCUGCGGCAAGACCUUCAAGGUUGUGUCCAAGUUCAAGGCGCAUGUGAUGCAACACUCGAAUCCGAAGCCGUUUGUCUGCAACAUCUGUAACAAUCGUUACGCGUCUAAAGCCUUUCUUAACGAACAUCUGCUCAAACACGAGGGCCUGCGCAAGCACAAGUGCAAGACAUGCAAUGCCUCUUUCGCGCAGGCGAGUCAUCUGGCCGCACAUCGCCACGUGCACGGCGAGAAGACGCACGUUUGCCCAGAAUGCGGGCGCAAAUUCAAUCGUCGUGACAACAUGAAAGUGCACCGAAAGCGACACUUCGAGCAAAAGAAGAGUGGGACCGGCAAGCAAAAGGCCACCGCGUCCAAUACUACUGACUCAGUGGCUGCGUCUACCGCAACUAACGAAAAAUAGUGCGGGCGAACAGUGACGUCAAAUUGCCGUUACUAAUGGCUGAAUAUUGGAGACUUAGAGAUAAGAUUUAGAUAGAUCUCACAUAGCAGAGACUUAGACUAUGUAGAUCGCGAGAGGUCAACGAUGACGUGUUCGACCAUGGAGUUCUGUGACUCGAGAUUAGAAAGUAAGUGGGAGAUACUUAGCGAAAGUGUUGUGAAAGAUUGCUCAAGGACAAUGAUGGUCUUUUUAUGUAUAUGCUUGGUGCUCCGAUGAAUUAUCAACGUCAUUAUCGGCAAGAGAAUUUUGAUCUUUAGCGAUAACGAAAUAAUCUAUUUUUCCGAAGACAAGACUUUAAUUCCUUGAAUUUUGUAAGUGUCACAAUGUGACUUUUUUUAGUAGGAUUAAUGUAUUUGCUUCUACAGCUUUGCGAUUUCGUUUCUUUCGGUCGAAAAAUCGAGUUCAUUGAAUUUUGAAAAUAUAUUUUCGUACCUUUUCAAUCAAUUGUGUUAUAGUCAAUGUCGUUCUGUCAUAUCCUAAAGCGUAAUAGAUAAUAUGUAAGGAACUGUUCCUACAUGUCUUCUUUCGAUAUCUUUCACACGUUUUUAACAUGCGUGAAAAUCUUGCGCUUCUCGAGAUAUUUGGGGAAAGCGGACAACGUUUGGUAAAAAUGAUUUUUGUAUGAUAGACAAUAUUAACGUACGGCCAAAAACGCAAUUACCCGUAUAAUCACGUAGUUUUAAGGGAAAUUCGAUGACUCAACGACGCGCUAGGAAUCGGGCUUCCAAAAUCGAUAACCUCGACUAGAGCGGAACUAUUUUCUAUAAGUCUUUACACGUGCGUACGAACGCAUGUACGUACGCGUAUAUAUGUAAGGAAGCAUGAUGACGCGCGCGUACGCGUGUAUGUGUAUGUGUGGGUAUGUGUGCGAGCGCGUGCGUGUGUGUAAAAAUAUGUGCGUGUGUAUGGAUGUGUGUACAUGGAAAAGCGAUCCGCACUUUCCAUACAUUUUGGAGGACACUUUACAAUGACAAUCGUACUAUAUUGAAAGUAGAGAAGAACUAAAUUAUAAGAGAACUAAUGUUAAGAAAGUAUAUUAUCAUCAGUGCCUUGAUUAUAGACUCUUAAAAAAUAGAAAGAUGGGAUCAAGUACACUUGCUCCAGAUUGAUUCCAUUGGCAACACCUUAGAUUCUUUUAUAAAUACUUUUAAACGCAGUAGCAUUUAAAUAUAUAAUUAAAUUAAAUAUAAUCACACACAUAUAUACACACCACACAGUCAUACGUAAUUUAUUAUUAAUAUCUUCUAUAUAUUAUAUCUAUAUAUUAUAUCUAUAUAGCGUUUUACGCGAGUAAAAAGCUUCCUCUCCGCAAUAUAUAAUACGCGAUUUGCUUGAAACAUCCUUUAUUACUCUGUUUAUUCUAAUUGUCUUUUGUUUCCAUAUUAAUUGCUGUUCAAUAUCAAUUAAUUUAAUAAUUAAUUGUAAUUGUUAUUACACACAGUGACAUGUUUAAUAUAUAAAAUUAAUAAAUAUAUAACAAUAUUAUUUAUAAUAUUGUUAUAUAUUUAUUUAUAAUAAUUAAUAUAUAUGUCAUAAAUUGUUAUAUCCUGUUUAUAUAUGCUGUUAUAUACUCUAAAGUACUCAUUUGUUUGAUAUUGUAUUUAAUCCCAUAUGCGCAGUAACUUUACAGAUGUGUAAAAUGAAUGUACGAUUUUUGUAAAUACGUCAUGCAAACCACGCGUGCACACACACACACACACAUAUCGAAAUAUUGAGUUGACUGAUAAAUUUUUAAGUACAUAUUAAAUACGUUUUCCUUUAUUGUUUAUUGAAUUCAUGGAAAGCUGAAUAAAAAAUAAUAUCUAAUUAGAAUAAUAUAUUAUUAAAUUUUUUAUCCACUAAUCAACAUAUAUAAACAGGGGGUGGCUAUUACUUUAAAAAUCACGUAUAUAUUAUUACCGGAAGCUUUUUAUCCGCGAAACUAGCGUAAAGAACUCCAUAAAAGAUAUUAAUUAUCAAUUGCUAUGAUUGAUUAAUCUCGCUUAGUUAAGUGAUAAUAACUCUAACAGACUUUCCUGACUUGGUUAAACGAUAAGCAAUACAUGCUAUUUUGUACGCUACAUGUAUAAUCAUGUGUAAUCGGUAGGUGAUACCUUUCUAUUGGGAAGAUAUUGUAUUAUCUUCGACAGAGAUGUUCAUAUUAUUAUUAUACAUGUUAUUAUCGCGUAUAAUGAAAAUACAUACACGUAGGAUUAUUAAUUUCUACAACAAACACUUGUUUAUCGAUUCCACCGUUGUCUCAAUAAAGGCACGAUAUUUUUGGGA
Molecule: messenger RNA, 4698 nt
Organism: Odontomachus brunneus
Lineage: Eukaryota; Metazoa; Arthropoda; Insecta; Hymenoptera; Formicidae
Product: zinc finger protein 660-like
Exons: 4
Coding region: 202-2394 (730 amino acids)
Biological process (GO): regulation of transcription by RNA polymerase II
Cellular component (GO): nucleus
Molecular function (GO): RNA polymerase II transcription regulatory region sequence-specific DNA binding; DNA-binding transcription factor activity, RNA polymerase II-specific; zinc ion binding
Source: RefSeq, a predicted model, not a curated record